Coccidioides immitis RS is the source of this 1880-nucleotide messenger RNA. RefSeq lists its product as uncharacterized. The record is from RefSeq and is a predicted model, not a curated record. The coding region runs from base 474 to 1661 and encodes 395 amino acids. Lineage: Eukaryota; Fungi; Ascomycota; Eurotiomycetes; Onygenales; Onygenaceae. The transcript is spliced from 3 exons.
CAGCUGAGCAACAGCCGACGACGAGACGCAGAGAGGCACAAGUCUCCUUCGAGCCGCCGGCUAUCUUGCACUUCGCUGUCCCAGGCCAGUUUUCAGGGCACCUCAGGUCGCCUAUCUCUGAUGAGCCCGUCCGACCUUACCCGUGCCGCACUUUGUUUCCCCUCGAGCAAACUUACUACUGUUAAACAGCUCCAAGCACCACCCGUUCCUUUCCGUCCUGCAGAGGAAACAUUUCCAGAAGAGCCUCCGGGUUAUACAUAUAUCAUUUAAAAAGGAACUUUGCGAGCGUUAUAACUUUGUGCUAAGGGUACCAGAUACUCCGCACAUGUCUCCUGCCACCCCGUAUCUCCCAACCCUGUGACACAACUUUCUCACUAGAUGCCCAGUCUCAGGUUCUAUUAAAUCAUUAAUUGAAGGACACCUUUUGCCGUUGAAUUUCCAUUUUGCUUUCUUUUCUACAUGAUUCCGCAGACAUGGCGGACACAAUAAACGCGACCAUGAUCUACUGCCACCAGUGUUCACAGCGAUGGCCGAGAAGUGAGCAUGGGCUGUCAUGUCCUCACUGUCAGUCUGAAUUUGUGGAGUUUAUUGGGGAGGACGAGCCCCUCCCUAGAGAUUCCCCCUCGCCGCCCCAAGAGCCGAUUAACGACCACUAUGGCAUGCCCCAGAACCCGUUCGAACAGUACUUAGGAGAGAACAUAACCCGGCACCAAUAUCGCUCCGGCGAUGGCAGAGUUACAUAUACCAGCACCACUAUCCGCUCCCCGAUGAGAGGGAUGCCCUUCCAGCGACAACCUCCUCAAGGCAUGCCAGGGUCCGAUCCUUUAAUACCUCUUUUUGCGAAUCUUAAUGCUCUAUUUCAAGGAAUAGUCGCCUCUGGAAACCAGCCGCAACCACUUCCUGCAAAUGAACCUCCAGGGAUCAGAAGCGACUUUAGGGGCCAGCAGAAUCACGGUGAAGAGCAUACGACCCCAGUUGCGACUGUAGAUGAUAUAUUAAGAAUGCUCCAACAAGAUUUCAUGGAACGCAACGCCAGACCGCGAGAUCCAUCUGGUCGAAUAGGGGGUGUGCCUCUUGUUGCGCCAAAUCCACUUGAGAUUGUGGCGCGAAUAAUGGGGUUGGGGCGUCACGGUGACGCGGUUUAUUCUCAAGAGGAGCUCGACCGCGUAAUAUCAGAACUAAUAGAGCAAACAGCCAACAGUAAUGCACCCGGACCCGCGUCGGAGGAAGCCAUUCAAGCCCUGCCGAAGAAGCAAGUUGAUAAGACGAUGUUGGGUCAUGAUGGUAAAGCAGAAUGCUCUAUAUGCAUGGACUCUGUACAAAUCGAAGAAGAAGUCACCGAAUUACCAUGCAAGCACUGGUUCCAUGGAAACUGCAUCUCGGCGUGGUUAGUUGAACAUGAUACAUGCCCGCACUGCCGCAGAGGAAUAAUGGAGACCUAUCGACAAAAUCAGUCGUCCCAGGAUUCUGCUGCUUCACAGUCAUCGUCUUCACCGCCUGGGUUGGGCAGCAGAUCAAACCCGUAUAUCGUAUCCGACGACCCGUCAGAAUCAAAUGGCGCACAUAACAAUCAGCAACCUCCGUCAGGUGGCGGUGGGAAUGGUCGAUUUGCUUGGUGGAUGAGGACUCACUUCGGUGGGGGUGGCAAUAGCGGUAGCUAAUAAGUAUUGAUGCCAAAAAUAAAAUUUGCAAUAUUCGGAUGGUUGUUUCCUGUGGCAUUUUAAGCGAUGAUUUUUAUCGGAAAAAAAAAGACUUUUUGUUGAUGAUGGCAUGAAAUAACUUUAUGGUUGAUGGCGCACCGGGCAUAGGAUGUUUUGUCUUAUAUUAAUUGGCGUGCAACAUUUAGGAAAUUGGAGGCGGUUCUCGCCCGAGUUUAUAUA